AUGACGAAACUAUAUCAACUUAAAUUGGUGCAACUCAAAGAAGAGUUACAAAAACGAAAUUUUGCUACAAGUGGAAACAGAGGAGCAUUGAUGGCAAGCCUAAUGGAAGCCCUUGUUAAUGUAAACAAGAAUCCAGAUGAAUUUGAAUUUGAUGAUCAGGAUGUCGAAUCGAAUGCAGUACCGGCCGCGAUUGAUGCUAAAAUAAUACAACAGUUGAGAGAACUCAGAGAACAAUUUGAUGUCAGAGCUGAACAGCAAUUGGCAGUAAUCAAUGCAAAAAUGAAAAGCGUCACGUCAAAAAUGAUCAGAAAUUUGAUCAAAAGGUUAUCGAGCUCGACCAGAAAAACGUUCUUAAAGACUGUUCGAGAUUCAGAUUUUAGACAAACCCUCAUACUAACGGACAAACGCAACCUCAUCAAAGACGCCGCUGCAUUCGAAAGUCAGGAUUAUGGCGCGCCAAAAUGCUGGAAUUGUGGAAAGAAAGAUAUCUACGACGAGAUUGUAAGCAACUCUCUGGAAAUAUUUACUGUCCUGUAG
Helobdella robusta is the source of this 537-nucleotide messenger RNA. RefSeq lists its product as hypothetical. Bases 1 to 537 code for a protein of 178 amino acids. The record is from RefSeq and is a predicted model, not a curated record. The transcript is spliced from 4 exons. NCBI's taxonomy places the organism in Eukaryota, Metazoa, Annelida, Clitellata, Rhynchobdellida, Glossiphoniidae.